AUGCUCGACCGCAAAGCCAUGGAGCAAGAACGCCUCAACCGCCUCGCAAAGCGCCAGCGUCCGCCCUCCGACGAUGACGACGACGACGUGGUCGAGAUCCCUCCGCCCAAGAAGCAAGCCAUGACAGCCCCCGAGCCUAAGAGCAAGACCACCAGUGAACUGAAAAAAUCGACGUCAGUUCCAAUGAGCAUCAGCAGCAGCGCCAGCAGCAGCUUGCCGUUGCAGUAUCCAAACGGCACCGUCAAACGCACAUGGUCUCGCGGCUGUGCACGAACUGGCGAGGAAAUCACUAUCGAAGAGGUGUUCCAAAAGGACCAGCUGGAGCUCGCCGUCCUGUCGUCUUUCCAAUGGGACGAGGAGUGGAUGAUGUCCAAGCUCGACAUCAGGAGGACCAAGAUACUGCUACUAGCAUUCGCCAAAGACGAAGCCCAGAAGAACCUUAUGCGUGGCAACGUCCCAUCCAACAUCAAGUUCUGCUUCCCCCCGAUGCACGGCCCGGGAGCAAUGCACUCCAAACUCCAGCUGCUCAAGUAUCCGGACCGCCUCCGUGUCGUCAUCCCAACGGGUAACCUUGUGCCGUAUGACUGGGGAGAGACCGGGGUCAUGGAAAACAUGGUAUUUCUAAUUGAUCUCCCAAGGCUGGGAAACCCCGCCACCCAUCCGCCGCAGAGGCCGACUGGAUUCUACACGGAGCUAGUAUACUUCCUCCAGUCGACGGGCGUCGGCGACAAGAUGGUUGCCAGUCUCUCAAACUACGAUUUUUCAAAGACGUCAGAUAUCGCUUUCGUCCAUACCAUACCCGGAAGCCACUCGGGAAAUGCUGCAAAACGCACAGGAUAUUGCGGCCUUGGUGCUAGUGUGGCGGCCCUUGGCCUGGCCAGUCCCGAGCCUGUCGAGGUCGACCUUGUGGCACGUUUUUUUGGGUUAUCCACCAUUUGCGGCGAAGUUGCUAACAGCUCAACCCUACCUAGUUUGGUAGGGGCCAUCUACAACGCCUGUCGAGGUGAUGACGGCAUAGAGGAUUACAAAAAGUCCAGCGGCACUAGUUCAAGAUCGAGGGCGUCGAAGAAACCGGCGGAGACAACGUCCAAAGAGCUCAAAGACCGAUUCCGCAUCUACUUCCCUACGGACAAGACAGUGGCCCGAAGCAGAGGUGGACGCAAUGCCGGAGGCACAAUUUGCGUACAGGCAAGGUGGUGGCGGUCGCCUAGCUUUCCAACAGAGCUGGUGCGGGAUGUCAUCACUCGUGACCGGCUCCUCAUCCACAGCAAAAUGAUAUUCGUGCGUCGGGUCGGAGACGGGCAGGCAACGCGGCAGCCGCCAGGCUGGGCCUACGUAGGGAGCGCAAAUCUCUCCGAGAGUGCGUGGGGCCGCCUUUCCAAAGACAAGUCUACGGAAGGCAUCAAGAUGAGCUGUCGCAACUGGGAGUGCGGAGUGAUCAUCCCGGUACCUGAGUCAAAAACUGUUGACAAGACAGUGGCUAGCGCCGACAUGGCAAUGUUUGCGGGGACGGUUCCUGUUCCAAUGCAAGUUCCCGGGCCUGUAUACACAUCAAAUGACCUACCCUGGCUUUAUCCAGGAGCCUGA
Molecule: messenger RNA, 1587 nt
Organism: Trichoderma virens Gv29-8
Lineage: Eukaryota; Fungi; Ascomycota; Sordariomycetes; Hypocreales; Hypocreaceae
Exons: 9
Coding region: 1-1587 (528 amino acids)
Biological process (GO): single strand break repair; double-strand break repair
Cellular component (GO): nucleus
Molecular function (GO): single-stranded DNA binding; double-stranded DNA binding; 3'-tyrosyl-DNA phosphodiesterase activity
Source: RefSeq, a predicted model, not a curated record